AUGGCUUCCUACUACGCCUUCGCCUUUUUGCUGGCGUCUAUUGGCCUCACCGCGGCGACAUUUGGAGGACAUGAACACGUCCAUAUCAGGGUACACAUACCCGAUGAUCAUCAUUCAACGGAGCAUCACGAUGACCAUGGCCAUGGAGGGUACGGUGGUGGCGGUGGAUUUGCCGAACAUCUACACGGAGGCUUUGCUGACCACCUAAAAGGGGAGCACGAUCAUGGGGGAUUUGGUGGUGGUUUCGGCGGUGGAUUUGGUGGUGAUGCUGGCCAUGGAUAUGAUCUCGGUGGUCAUGGAGGGGGUCAUGGCGGUGGAUUCGGAGGUGGUCACGAUGUUGGAGGACAUGGCGGUGGACAUGACAUAGGUGGUCAUGGAGGUGGAUUUGGAGGUGGACAUGAUUUAGGAGGUCAUGGAGGUGGAUUUGGCGGUGGACAUGACCUAGGAGGUCAUGGUGGUAGUUUUGGGGGUGGACAUGACUCGGGAAGCCAUGGGGGUGGAUUUAGCGGUGGCCAUGACAUCGGAGGACAUGGGGGUGGAUUCGGUGGUGGCUAUGAUAUCGGAGGCCAUGGGGGUGGAUUUGGAGGUGGCCAUGAUAUCGGAGGACAUGGAGCUGGAUUUGGAGGUGGCCAUGAUGUUGGAGGGCAUGGGGGUGGAUUUGGAGGUGGCCAUGAUAUCGGAGGGCAUGGAGCUGGAUUUGGAGGUGGCCAUGAUGUUGGAGGGCAUGGGGGUGGAUUUGGAGGAGGCCAUGAUAUUGGAGGGCAUGGGGGUGGAUUUGGUGGGGGACAUGACCUAGGCGGCCAUGGAGGAGGAUUAGAUAUUGGAGGCCAUAGUGGUGGUUUUGAAGCUGGUCACGGAGGUGGAUUUGGUAGCAGUCAUGACAUAGGUGGAUACGGAGGUGGAAAUGAUAUCGGAGGACAUGGAGGAUUCGGAGGUUCCGGCCAUGGUCAUGGAGGUUUUGGCGGCCAAGCUGGUUAUGGCGGCGGCGUCGGGCUCGGCGGGGCAUUUGGGGGUGAUCAUGGCCACGGUGGCUUAGACAUCGGACAUGGACACGCUGACCACAGUGGUGGUCAUUCAGGAGGUCAUGCCAGCCAGGACAGUUACACCCUCGCUCUAUCCAGCCACGGCUCUGGAGGACUUGGUGACUUUGGGAGCCACGACAGUUAUUCUGGUGGCCACGAUAGUUACUCUGGUAGUCACGGUGGCGACAGCUAUAGCGUAGGCGGAGGUCAUGGAGGACUUGGAGGGCAUGGCGAUAGUUACAGUGUGAGUGGGGGUGGUCAUGGGUCAGGCAGUUUUGGGGACAGCUACACAAAUGCGAUAAGCGCAGGACACGGUGGUGGUCCCUAUCAUAAGAAAUAA
Molecule: messenger RNA, 1362 nt
Organism: Pieris brassicae (large cabbage white)
Lineage: Eukaryota; Metazoa; Arthropoda; Insecta; Lepidoptera; Pieridae
Product: glycine-rich cell wall structural protein-like
Exons: 3
Coding region: 1-1362 (453 amino acids)
Source: RefSeq, a predicted model, not a curated record